Maniola jurtina (meadow brown) is the source of this 3356-nucleotide messenger RNA. RefSeq lists its product as uncharacterized. Bases 1575 to 3356 code for a protein of 593 amino acids. Lineage: Eukaryota; Metazoa; Arthropoda; Insecta; Lepidoptera; Nymphalidae. The record is from RefSeq and is a predicted model, not a curated record. The transcript is spliced from 5 exons.
GAAAACCGAGGGCGAAGUCAUUACUAACUCAUGGAGCCAUGUAUUAUUCUCGGCAGCUGGCAAAUUAUAAUCUUGGUCUGCACAUCGAGAACACAGGCGAUGGAUAUAUGAUUUUAUGGAAUGAAAGUAUCACAGGUAGAGGAGGUAAUGAGAUAGCUUCAUGCAUUUUUAAGAUACUUAGUAGUAUUACACUAAACAAAGAAAAUUUAAUCAUUUGGAGCGAUAACUGUUGUGGUCAAAAUAAAAAUAAAAUGUUUUUAUUUUUAUGGGCAUUUUUGACUUUCAAGAAAGCUUUUAAGACCAUUGAACACAAAUUUUUGAUAAGUUGGCAUUCUUAUCUCUCAUGUGACCGAGACUUCGCAAUGAUUGAAAAACGAAAACGGGUGACAAAAUGUAUGGUGCCCGAUGACAUAAAACAUCUUAUUGAAAAUGCUCGGUUCAAACAACCAUUUCGGACUAUUACAAUGAGUACUGAAGAUUUUUAUGAUUUUAAGUUGGCUGCAGAAACCUUUUUAAACACGACGACACUGCAAAUUUCAAAAGCGCGUCACCUGAAAUUUGAUAGUGAAGAACCGUUCGUAAUUCGAAUGAAAGAAGCACAUAGUUUUACGGAGAGCUGGAAAGUUGUGAAUCUUCUAAAACGAAGCAAGACGCUUAAUGACAUUUCUGCAUACACAUUGCCUAAACUAAAUUGUAAAAGCAAAAUUACUGAGGAGAAGAAAAAAGAUCUUUUAGCAAUGAUUCCCUAUCUUAGAAAUGAAGAUCACCGAAAACAUUAUGAAGAUAUUUUGAACUAAACUAAAAACUUACAUGUUCUUACGAAUGUUUAAAUUGUUGUAGUAAUAUAAUACUUUAAUUUUUUUUUUGUUAAUAGUUUGAAAGAUGAUUGUUUACUUUUAUCGUUACGUUUGUCACAGCCCUAGUUUUUUAUACAAUAUGAAUACUUGCAGUAAAUAAGGCACUAAGUACCAAAAAGUUAAAAAUCAAACUAAGUAAGUUCGGUUCUAAAUGCCGCCCAACAACACAAAUAAAGCACUAAGGACCCAGCAUGGUAUUUUUCUAACAAAAUAAUGGUAUGAAGUUCGCGCGAGUACUACGUGCCAUGGGUUCGGUUUUUUAGAAGGCACUAAAGACCAUUGGCGUCAGAUUCAUUUUGUAUCAAAAUGGCCGACUUCGACGCGCGUCAGUCCAAUGUAAGUGGUGCAAAUAAAAGGAAAAAACAGUGUUCAACUUCAAGUUUUGAAAGAAAACGACGAAAAACACAUGGCCAAGAAUAUAUUUCAACAUCUGAAAAAGUCAUUCCUGCAGUUUCUGCUCCUGGUGCCGAGGUAAAACAAACAAUAAUUUUGAUAUGGUUAUUAGCCAAUUUCUAAGGAAUAUUGAUAGUGACGUGCAGAGUGUGUGACCAUAAAGCGGGUUGCAGACCGAAAACUAAGCUAUUCCAAAGCUAAGCUAGGGAAGCUAGGCUAAGCCAAACUAAGCUAAGAUAGAAAUAAAUGGCGUGCACACAAAGAGCUAAGCCAAAGCUCAGUUAGUGUUGCGGAGUUCAAUUAGACGGACGUCAGGCGCUUGCUAUGAAUAUAAUCGAUGAAGAAAGUUCCGAUGAUGAAUACGUUACACAUAGAAAAAGAAGAUUAAUACUGACUUAUUAUUAUUAUAUAAGAAAACGACAUUCUAGACCUUGGAUAUGUCAACACAUUGAAUCUCGGCACGCAAGUGGAGAGUUUAGAACUUUAUUUUACGAAUUAGAUGAUGAACAUUUUCAGUUAUAUUAUCGUGUUACAAGAGUUCAGUUUUAUGAUUUGUUAUCAUUGAUUAUCGGAGAUAUUACUAAACAAGAUACUAACUAUCGGAAGGCUAUAACCCCAGAAGAAAGAUUAGCUAUUUGUUUAAGGUUUUUAGCUACUGGCGACUCCUUUAGAACAAUUGGAUACAAUUACAGAGUGGGUAAUAAUACAGUUUCUUUGAUUGUUAAAGAUGUGUGCAAUGCACUUUGGAUUCAUUUGCAACCAAUAUAUAUGAAGUUACCGACAGAAAGUGAAUGGGAAGUAAUUGCAGAAGACUUUAAUGAUAAAUGGCAAUUCCCUAACUGCCUUGGUGCCGUGGAUGGGAAGCAUAUCUCAAUAAAAUGCCCUCCUCAGUCGGGUUCUAAUUAUUUUAAUUAUAAAAAAUUUUAUUCUGUCGUCCUUCUCGCAGUCGUUGAUGCACACAAAAGAUUUAUUAUAAUAGACGUUGGUUCAAUGGGCCGAUUUAGCGACGGAGGUAUUUUUGCAGAUAGUGCAUUUGGCCACAAAUUACAAAACGGGCAAUUAAACUUGCCCAAUCAUAAACCUUUAACGCCUGAUGGCGAUCCAACACCUUUUGUGUUUAUAGGUGAUCAAGCAUUCCCAUUACAAAAACACUUUAUGAGGCCGUACCCACGGAGUACAUGUUUAGAUAACAGAGCAAAAAACACCUUUAACUAUCGUCUCAGUAGAGCACGAAAUGUAGUAGAAAAUGCGUUCGGCAUAUUAACAGCGCGAUUUCGUGUGUUUCGUCGACCAUUUGAAUGUCAAUUGGAACUAGUGGACGUCAUUACAAAGACUACCUGUGUCUUGCACAAUUAUUUAAUGUCUUCAAGAACGACAACUAGUAACGGCAAUACCGUCAAUAUUGAAGAACAGCAAACUUUAAGAUCAGUACAAUACGACAACUUACGAGCAACUAGAGAAGCAUUUCGUAUACAUCAGCUGGCCGCGCCGCCCGCGCCACCCGCGGCGGCGAGCUCCGAGGUUAAUGAACUUAAACGGGCGAUUACCGAAUUGACGCGGCAGGUGGCCGCUCUAGCUUCGUCGUCACUUACACUCAAAAAGGGAGAAAACAAAUCAUUGUUCUUGAAUGGUGUCCACAUUGGCAAAUGGAGAGACAAGCGGUACGUGCUCUAUAUAUCCACAGAACAUGAUGACGAGAUGAUGGAAGUUGCUAACAAGAGAGGACAAGUGUUAUUGAAACCCACAGCUAUCGUCCAUUACAACAACUUUAUGUCUGGGAGUAUAGUCUCUGAGAUAGAAUAUGAAAAUUUUCUAAGAACGUCGACAUCAUCCUCAGACCAAGCUGAAGUGGUAACAAAUCCAUCGGUUUCCCACAAUUGUGGAAAACAACAUCAUGAUCCAGUUUCACCUACAAGACAUACUCAAGAACCACCUCUCAAUAAUGAAGUCCAGGAAAUUCAGAUAGACUGCGAUAAUACCCUUAUUAACCGUUUUGUUGAUAUUCCUAAUUCAGAAAUAUCAGACAUAUCAGAAAGCAUCCUAAACCCUCAUGCUACACAAUACAUUCUUCUAAUAAUGCCCGGCUCAAUUGGGGAAUGUGAUUAA